This is a messenger RNA of Aspergillus affinis, 1194 nucleotides long. Its product is annotated as NAD(P)/FAD-dependent oxidoreductase. The transcript has a single exon. Gene Ontology annotation, molecular function: oxidoreductase activity. The record is from RefSeq and is a predicted model, not a curated record. Bases 1 to 1194 code for a protein of 397 amino acids. Lineage: Eukaryota; Fungi; Ascomycota; Eurotiomycetes; Eurotiales; Aspergillaceae. Gene Ontology annotation, cellular component: cytoplasm.
AUGACUGUCCCUCAAUCAACCUAUGACGUUGUCAUCGUUGGCGCGGGUAUCGUUGGCUCAGCCCUAGCCUACUUCCUAUCCACCUCGAAGGAUGGCAAGAAGGUGGUUCUAAUUGAUCGCUCUUUCGGGCCUUUGAAAGGGUCAACGGGGUAUGCACCCGGAUUCGUCGGUCAAUAUAACGAGUCCAACGUCCUCACCCAACUUGCCAUCGACACCGUCAAGGAAUACACCAAAAUACCUGACGGCAUCGAUAUUGUUGGCGGCCUAGAGAUUGCCACAACUCAAGAAGGCGUCAAUAAGUUGAAAACAAGAUGUGCAAAGGCUCAGGAAGCUGGCCUGGUCGCGAAAAUGAUAUCGUCAGAAGAAGCAGUCAACCUGGCCCCGAAUCUAGUCAAGGGAGGCAACGAGGCCGUACUCCAUUUCCCUGGAGACGGAGCAGCAAACCAGAUUGGCAUUACUGCCUUCUACCAGAAAGAAGCACAGGCAAACGGCGCCCAAAUAUUCCAAGCAGAUGUUUCCCAGAUCAGUCAAGCCGAUGGUCGCGUGCAGGGAGUCAUGACGUCCUCCGGCUUUGUUGGUGCAAAGACCGUCGUUCUCGCAACUGGAGUUUGGACACCGGGACUCUGCAAACUCGACAUCCCUAUCCCAGUUGUACCGGUCGGUCAUCCGUACAUGUACAGCGAGCCCCAUGAACCGAACCCACACAAGGCCCCUUUCGUGAGAUGGCCAGAACACCGUGUCUAUGCGCGCGAUCACGGUACCUUCUAUGGCCUGGGCUCCUAUAACCAUGAAUCAACUGCUCAAGAGCCAAAGGAUAGUGCUCAUGGUGACUGGAUUGGGCAAUUUGACUCGGCUUUGAACCAUGCGUUGCAAUUCAUACCGGAGAAGACAGGAUUUGUCCCUGUCAAGAGAUACAACGGUAUCUUCGCCAUGACACCCGACAACAUGCCACUGGUAGGAAGUAUUUCUUCGACCACGGGUCUGUACAUGGCAGCGGCAGUGUGGAUUACGCAUGCAGCCGGCUCGGCCAAGUUUUUGACUCGACUCAUGAACGCAGAGACCGUCGACGAGAAUACAAAGAAGGCGCUUGAUCCAGCCAGGUUCCGGGGUCAGGAUAUAGUUGAAUUGAGACAGGAAUCGCUGGAUGGAUACAACAGUAUCUACAAGACCCAGGAGAAUGUGUGCAUUAUGUGA